This is a messenger RNA of Caenorhabditis briggsae, 210 nucleotides long. The record is from RefSeq and is a predicted model, not a curated record. The transcript has a single exon. Lineage: Eukaryota; Metazoa; Nematoda; Chromadorea; Rhabditida; Rhabditidae. The coding region runs from base 1 to 210 and encodes 69 amino acids.
AUGAGUUGUACCCCAGAAUCAUUGGUAGUUUGUACCCCCGAAUCGUUGUACCCCCGAAUUUUUGUACCCACGAAUUUUUUACCCCCGAAUCAUCAAUUUUGUACCCCUAAAUCAGUUGUACCCCCUUGUACCCCCGAAUCAUUGUACCCCCCGAAUUUUUUGCCAUUUCCGAGAUCCUUAGUCAGAAACACCACCAAACCCAUGAUAUGA